GGCUGCAGCGCUACACGUGUGGCUAGUCCCGCCCCUUCCCCUGCACAUGGGCUGCUUGCCUGGCGCUCAGGAUUCUCAGGGCUAACUGACUGCCACUUACUGCAGGAUGGAAACGGACACUAAGUGGCAAGCGCUGCUCAGGGAGCCUAGCCUGGGCAAACUUACCAGUCCCGACUAUGGGAUUCCCGGGGAGAGCCAGCACCCUCCUCUGCAGGAUAUCACUCGGGCUCAUAUCGACUCCUUCAACCAAGCAAUGACAGAGGGGCUGAGUCUGGCGGUGCAGGCUAUGAAACCACUUGAGUUUACUUACAAAAAUGAUAAGGUGGCAUUGCAAAUAGUGGAUGCAGUUAUUACCCCUCCUCUAGUGCCCAAAGGAAGCAUCUGCAAAGAGCAAAAGAUAUACCCAGCAGAAUGCAGAGGAAGAAGAAGUACAUACCGGGGCAAGCUGACUGCCGAUGUAAGCUGGUCCUUAAAUGGAUUGCAAAAAGGCAUCAUCAAACAAACCCUGGGACAUAUUCCUAUCAUGGUGAAGUCAAAAUUUUGCAACCUGUAUGACCUUAACCCAAAACAACUUCUUGAGCACCACGAGGAAGAGCAAGAAAUGGGAGGAUAUUUCAUUAUAAAUGGAAUAGAAAAGGUUAUCAGAAUGCUUAUUAUGCCUCGAAGGAACUUUCCCAUCGCCAUGAUUCGUCCCAAGUGGAAGAAUAGAGGGCCUGGUUACACUCAGUAUGGUAUUUCACUUCGUUGUGUCAGAGAUGAACAUACUGCUGUCAACAUGAACCUGCACUAUCUAGAGAAUGGCUCUGUUAUGGUGAAUUUCAUCUAUCAAAAGGAGCUCUUCUUCAUUCCACUGGGCUUUGCAUUAAAGGCUCUAGUUGACUAUUCAGAUUAUCAGAUUUUCACUGAAUUGAUCAAAGGCAAGGAAGAGAAUUCAUUCUACAGAGACUGUAUGACACAGAUGCUGAGGGCAGUGGUGGAGGAAGGGUGCCACAGUCAGAAGAAUGUCCUCAAGUACCUUGGGGAGCGGUUCCGGGUUAAGUUUUACCUUCCCGACUGGUUUACAGAUGAACAAGCUGCAGAGUUCCUUAUAAGUCAGUGCAUCUGCAUACAUCUUAAAACCAAUGUAGAAAAAUUUUACAUGCUCUGUAUGAUGACACAAAAGCUGUUCACGUUUGCCAAGGAUGGAUGCAUGGAGGAAAAUCCUGACAGCUUAAUGUACCAGGAGGUCAUGACACCAGGGCAGCUUUUACUGAUGUUUUUAAAGGAAAAGAUGGAAUCGUGGCUGCUAGGAGUUAAGGUUAAUCUGGACAAGAGAGCUCAUAAAUAUACAGUUGAUCUAAGUACUGAAACCAUGAUGAAAGUAUUUACUUCAACAUCAGAUCUAACAAAAACGUGUGAAUAUCUGCUGGCUACUGGUAAUCUUCGCUCUAAAACUGGCCUUGGAAUGCUACAGUCUUCUGGUCUGGUAGUGGUUGCUGACAAGCUAAACUUCAUUCGCUACCUUUCUCACUUCCGCUGUGUACAUAGAGGUGCUGCUUUUGCCAAAAUGAGAACCACCUCAGUGCGUCGCCUUCUGCCUGAGUCUUGGGGUUUCCUGUGCCCCGUACACACUCCCGAUGGUGAACCAUGUGGUCUCAUGAAUCAUAUGACUGCAGCGUGUGAGAUUGUGACACAGACAUCCUACAACACUUUACUGCCAUUGCUGCUGUGCUCAUUAGGAAUGACUCCUGUUGAUGGAACAGCCGGAAAAUUGUUUGCAGACUGCUACCCUGUCAUGCUAGAUGGAGCCAUGGUGGGUUGGGUGGAGAAAACCAUAGCUCCUGGCCUUGUCAGCGCACUUCGAAAUUAUAAGGUGAAACAUGAAAAGAAUGUGCCUCCAUGGACUGAAAUUGUCCUUAUCCCAAUGACUGGGAAAGCAAGUCUGUACCCUGGGCUUUUUCUUUUCACCACCCCCUGCAGGAUGGUACGUCCCGUCAGGAAUUUGGCCUUGGGUAAAGAGGAAUUGCUUGGCACUUUGGAACAGGUUUUCUUGAAUGUGGCAGUUUAUGAAGGUGAUAUUGUACCCGGAGAGACCACUCACCAGGAGUUUUUCCCGCACAGCAUGCUGAGUGUAGUAGCAAAUUUUAUCCCCUUCUCAGACCACAACCAGAGUCCCAGAAACAUGUAUCAGUGUCAGAUGGGUAAGCAGACAAUGGGCUUCCCUCUUAUGACUUAUCAGGAUCGCUCUGAUAACAAACUGUACCGGCUACAGACCCCACAGAGUCCUUUAGUUCGGCCUUCCAUGUAUGAUUAUUAUGAGAUGGAUAACUAUCCCAUUGGCACCAAUGCAAUCGUAGCAGUCAUUUCGUAUACAGGGUAUGACAUGGAGGAUGCCAUGGUCUUGAACAAGUCAUCAUGGGAAAGAGGCUUUGCUCAUGGAAGUGUGUAUAAAACUGAUCACGUGGAUCUCAGUAAAAAACUUAAAGAUGGAGAAGAUAAUCUAGUUUUUGGCAUCAAACCAGAUGAUGAGCGGGUGAAAGGAAGACUGGACAGCGAUGGCCUCCCUGCUGUUGGUGCUGUUCUGCAGUUUGGAGACCCUUACUAUGGCUACCUGAACCUUAACACAGGGGAGAGCUUUGUUGCCUAUUACAAGAGUAAAGAAAACUGUGUAAUUGACAACAUCAAAAUCUGCAGUAAUGACAUUGGUUUUGGAAAGUUUAAGUCUGUUUGUGUCACCAUGAGAAUCCCCCGUAAUCCAACAAUCGGGGAUAAAUUUGCAAGUCGGCAUGGCCAAAAGGGUAUUUUGAGUAGGCUUUGGCCGUCUGAGGAUAUGCCAUUUACAGAGAGUGGAAUGGUUCCGGACAUCCUUUUCAAUCCUCACGGAUUUCCCUCUAGAAUGACCAUUGGGAUGCUGAUAGAGAGCAUGGCUGGAAAGUCAGCAGCCCUGCAUGGUCUCUGCCACGAUGCCACACCCUUUACAUUUUCUGAAGAAAACUCUGCCCUUGAAUAUUUUGGAGAAAUGCUGAGAGCAGGUGGUUACAAUUUCUAUGGCACAGAGAAACUAUACAGUGGCAUAAGUGGCCUGGAACUUGAAGCCGAUAUUUUCAUUGGGGUGGUUUACUACCAGCGCCUUCGACACAUGGUCUCUGACAAGUUUCAGGUUAGAACAACAGGUGCCAGGGAUAAAGUUACCAACCAGCCUGUGGGAGGCCGUAAUGUUCAAGGUGGGAUACGUUUUGGAGAAAUGGAGCGUGAUGCACUGCUGGCCCACGGUACCUCUUUCCUGCUUCAUGAUCGACUUUUUAACUGCUCGGAUAGGUCGACAGCACAUGUGUGCAUAGAAUGUGGAAGCCUACUCUCUCCUUUCUUGGAAAAGCCUCCGCCUUCCUGGUCAUCCAUACGCAACCGAAAACACCACUGUGAAGUCUGCGAUCGUACGGAUACUGUUGAGACUGUAUCAGUACCUUAUGUUUUCCGUUAUUUUGUGGCUGAAUUAGCAGCCAUGAAUAUCAGUGUGAAACUAAGUGUGAGCUAGUUUCAAACACCACGUUGUGUUGGGCAACUUCUGUAUGAUUAUAGUAGUACCAAUGUGCCUCCUAAUUGAGUAAAAACUUUGUAUGUAUGGAUUUCAACUGCUAACUCACACUGUGGCAGCUUUGGUUUGCUUCAGACUGAAUCUGACUAAAUUAUUUUUAUCAGCAUUUUUACUGCUGAAACAAUUUCCAAUGUGAAAAGGAAACAGUUAUUUUUACUGAGUUUAAAAAUGCUCAGAAGUCUCAUGCUUGCGGCACACAUCCCUACCAGAAGUGUCUAGAGAAUUUGGACUUUGGGGGAAUAUAUUUUUAAAGUAAAAUAUAUGGUGACAUGAACAAUGCUGUGUGACAUAAAGCAACAGUUCCCACAUUAGUCUUUA
This is a messenger RNA of Xenopus tropicalis (tropical clawed frog), 3892 nucleotides long. RefSeq names its product polymerase (RNA) I polypeptide B (gene polr1b). Gene Ontology annotation, cellular component: chromosome; nucleolus; nucleus. Gene Ontology annotation, biological process: DNA-templated transcription. The record is from RefSeq and is a predicted model, not a curated record. Bases 107 to 3514 code for a protein of 1135 amino acids. NCBI's taxonomy places the organism in Eukaryota, Metazoa, Chordata, Amphibia, Anura, Pipidae. The transcript has 15 exons. Gene Ontology annotation, molecular function: DNA-directed RNA polymerase activity; DNA binding; ribonucleoside binding.